AUGUUUUCUCCAGCAGUAGCUUCUCGUCACGGCGCCCCCUUGGUUCGAGGGAUGCACAGGGGCUUCUCGCCUCACCUCAUCAACCCAGCGGCUGCAGCAGCAGCUUCAGCCUCUUUCCUUCUUCAGAAGCGGUUUCUAGGAAAUGAAGUCCGAGGACCGGACUUCGACCCUCUCGACCUCAAGACCUGGAAGCUGCAUCCACACAUUGAAGUGGUUUCCGCUGGCCUGGUUCGCCGUGCUCAGAGUUACGGGGAGUUCAAGGAGUUUUGUGAGAGUUUGCGUUUGCUGCUAUUCGUCUUUGGUUCUGCUGCGGUUGCUACGGAUCUUCUCUUCUUUCACCCAACGCGUUCAGCUUACUGGCGUUCUCUAUCUCCUUUGAGGUGGCCGGGCCUGUUGCUCAGCUCCUUCAGCGGGGCAAAGGGGACAAAUGGUAUUUUCGAUUUCGAAAGAGAAGGAAUGACAGUUGGCCCCGAUGGAAAUGUUAAAACUGCGGCUUAUGCUGCUUUCGAGAGGGCAAUACAAGGAAGUGCAACUGUUUACGAACUGCAACUGCAGUAG
Messenger RNA from Eimeria acervulina, 558 nucleotides. RefSeq lists its product as hypothetical. The transcript is spliced from 3 exons. The coding region runs from base 1 to 558 and encodes 185 amino acids. NCBI's taxonomy places the organism in Eukaryota, Apicomplexa, Conoidasida, Eucoccidiorida, Eimeriidae. The record is from RefSeq and is a predicted model, not a curated record.